Molecule: messenger RNA, 3490 nt
Organism: Orussus abietinus
Lineage: Eukaryota; Metazoa; Arthropoda; Insecta; Hymenoptera; Orussidae
Product: anaphase-promoting complex subunit 11
Exons: 3
Coding region: 1157-2752 (531 amino acids)
Biological process (GO): anaphase-promoting complex-dependent catabolic process; positive regulation of mitotic metaphase/anaphase transition; protein ubiquitination
Cellular component (GO): nucleus; anaphase-promoting complex
Molecular function (GO): ubiquitin protein ligase activity; zinc ion binding; cullin family protein binding
Source: RefSeq, a predicted model, not a curated record
CGGAGCUACCUGAUGCCCGAGGACGAGAGGCGGUCACGUGGUCCGCCGCUCGCGGCCGCGGGCUCAGUUCGUCGUUGGUGCCGGCGCGGGGAGGACGUGCCCGGUCCGACCUCCGGAUACAUCGAUUCGCCACGGAGGAGGUUCCGAUCGCUCGCCUUCGAGAGGGGACUCUUCUUGCGCCCGAUGGACCACCGGGAUAUGGUCCAGCGGAAGAGGCUGCGAUUUUAGCAAAUCUACCGCGGACCCACCUGAUGCGAAGAGCGGGAGGAGCGGCGGUCACGUGGUCCCACCACCCACUAUCGUGGUACACGAGAUCGCGCGCUCAGUUAGAUGCUGGUCCUCCGACGAGGAAGAGGCCAGCGGGUGGACGUCCAAUGUAUCGAUUGGUACGAGAGUCCGGUACCAAGGACACCGACGUCCGGAUUUACCGACUUUGAGCCAGGAUUUUUAUCAGGGACUGAUUAAGAAGAAGGCUUUUAUCGGUUUUCCUCCCGACUCUCGUGAUAAGAGAUAAGGCUCGUUUUUUUCCUCGUCAGUUUCGGUGGGAGGGUGUACCUUGAAGAGGGCGCAGAGCACCUUGGGAACCACCUGAUGAAGAGAGGGUACCAGAUCACGUGGUCCCACCUGUGAACGGCGCUCAUACGGCGGUUUUGUUUUGGUGCUAACCUUUCAGUGAUGAGGAAGGGUUUACGAUGCGACCUCCAGGUCGCUGUCGGUGGGACGAAGUGAAGAGCGGAAGAGUAACUGCGUCGAAGUGGUACCUGCCCACGUAGUUCAAGGGGAACCGAUUGAAGAGGAUGUAGGGAGCCACGAAGUCGGGCUCAAGGACAGGAGGAGCGUUAACCGGAAUGAUCGCAAUUGUGCACGGAUCGGUGAGUGCGAACUCUGGUGAACCUAGGUGAACGCGCGAGCGGACGAUGCAGAACCUGGAGGAAGGCGGAAAGAAAGCGAGGAUUUCGCAGUCGGGGAAAUCGAGAUCCAAAAGCGGAGACCGAUGACGGAGGACUCGCUCGAGUUGGAACGGUCGCGCCCUGGGAGGGAAAAAAGUGCCAUAGAAACCGUUCACGGGAAUCUCUUAAUAGGAGAGAGGAACGUCUAGGAAUCCACCAGGGUGAAUGACGGUGAGUCGGGAAUAAAUUUAUCCUAGGACUCCAGGAUGCAGCUGGCCACGUCGCAGAGGCCGCAUCCGCCGCCGGUGCCGCCCAGGCCGAGCCGCCAGGUCGUGGCGGAGGCCAUGAAACGGUCCCCGAGGCCACCCUGCCCCACAAGACAGGCGCCUCCACCACCGAACACGAAACCCUGGAGGGCGAGGGAGAACUCUGGGGAAACGGCCGGCAGAACCGUCGUCUACGAGUCCAUCAAGGAGAAUGACUCCUGCGAGGUCGAGAAACAGGACUCUUCGGCAACUACUCUGGAGAACGAGGAGAAGACGCUGGACCAUAGGUCGGACAGCAUCGGCAGGGAAAGAAAGGACUCUAUGGGGUGUUCGCCCGGGCGACCGAGCGAAGAACCCGAACGCGACCAGGAACUGCCUUCGGGUACCAGUAGGGAGGCUGAGAACGAGUCGGAGGGUUUACAGGCUCUUCAAACCUCGCAAGACCCCGAGGAAACCGAGGCGAUCGAGGUCCAGCAGAAGGAUCCCCAGAUGGGGAGCAAGGUGGAAACCGGGAUCGUCAAGGAUGCCGGAAGAACACCUCUGGAGGCACCUUCGGGGGAGGAGGUCGCGAAGAGCCCCCAGGGUCGCGCGAACCUGCCGAAACCUCCGGUACCAGCUAGGCCGAGCAUCCUGGAGGACUCCUCCACCUCUACCUCGAAACCUGCAGUUCCCAAGCCUCGCCUCAACAGGGUGGCUAGGGGCAAGGACGAGAGUCCCGAAGCGACCUCGCAGAGACCCACUCCCUCUCAGAGGUCUGGCUCGAAGUCGGAGCUCCCCUUGAGGAGAGUCGACCAUCCUGGGACGAAGGAGCCCUUGGAAGCCCCGAAGACUCCCGACGAGGAUGUCCCGGUUUCGCCCUCCUUGAGCAACGUCACCUGCGCCACCGUCGUCGUCGUCGACGAACCCGAGCGCAAGGUCCUCUUCGAGGACGGCGACAACAUCCACCAUCAGGACUGGCUCGAGGCUGGCGUCAGGUACUCCUCGACGCAGAUCACCAUCCCCGGGGACGACGAACGCGUCAACGGGUUCAACCGACUCGACGACGACUUCGACGAGGUCGACUUUUCUAGCAUAAAGGAGAGGAUCGCGAUGUCUUCUCUUCAAGGUCUGCCCCCGUUGCCGAGGAGUCUGAGCGGGUUCAACCUGAACGUGACGAGGGAAGGUGGAGAACCCCCGCCACCCCCGACGAGGUCUUCGAGCAAGUCCCAGAGGAACUCGAAGACGCCCACGCAGUCGACCGGACGACCCUCGCCACCGGCGAGACAGCUGACCACCCUGGACACCCAGCUUGCCAUCCUGAGGAGGGAAAUGUUCGGCCUGAGGCAGCUCGACCUGUCGCUGCUCUCCCAGCUUUGGUCCCUCAACGAGUCCAUCCAGGAGUUCCGGCAGCUUCUUCAAGACCACGAGGACCGAGCACCCUCGCCCUCGCCCAGCAGCGAGGAAGGCGACGACACCUCAUACGGGGCGCACCCUCCACCGCCUCCCAGGAGGCCCCCAGCCGCGGUUCACCACCAUAGACCUCCGAGACCUCCAAGACCUCCGAGACCGCCUCCCAGCGACGAGUCCCCCUCCAGCGAAGAGUACGGGGCGGUUUAACGCGGAUUUACCCCCUCUGCGGGGAAACCCGGAGAACCUGGAGAACCUGAAGAACCCCACGAAGAGGCCUCCUGAUCUCAGGCGCAACGACUCCUCGCUUCGAGGUCCUACCUCUGCGUAGAAUCGAAACUUUUCUCCGAUUUCAUUACUAAGCGGAGAGGAGAAAGCGAAUACCCUUCGCCGCCGGAUUAAUACUUUAAUGGAGUUCUUACACCGUGGGUACGGAAGGCACAUCAUGAAAUGUACUGUCGCGCCUAUGUAAAGAAUGGAGCGUUUAUUUUCACACCUAUAAGUACACCUUACAUCUCGUAAGACGUAGCGAAUAAUGCGUAACUAACCUACCCUAAGGUCCGAUCUCAGCCCCGAGGCGCGGCGUCGGGAUUGUCCUAACGUAGAUAUGUUAUUUUAUGAAAUACGGGUGAGCAGACUGCGACAUACGGCGGCGCUCUUUUCAUUUUCCGCCGGUCGUUGACGGGAACGCGAUAUGGUGACUCUUUGCGAAACGUGAUAAGGAGCGAAAGACACCGGUAAGAUACAAAGGAGCGCUCCUGCGCGAGGAGUCACCGCGACCUGUAAAUCUAUCUCGUGAAUGUCGACUUAAUUAGGGGCCUGCUAUUAACGAGGACGACUCGCGUCGUCGGGGGGUUUACGACCUCCCGUCGGUUUAUGUAACUAAGGAUUAAGCUUAAUUCUGUGUUGGCCCUGCAGUAUGCAUAAUAAAGGAAGGAGCAAAUUAAA